UUUUGGUGACGUUCUCUGAAUGCUGUUGGAGCGUUUGAACAUGAAGUUUUCAUUUGAUUCAUCAAACGUGGAUUCUCCUCAGAGAAGAAGAAAGAUGCUUCAGAGGUCGAGGGACGUCACGGCUCCUGGCUGUGUACGGCGGCUCGGAGUGGUCAGUUCGCGCCGCUCCGCCGCUCGUGCUGACGAUGGGAGACGUUCUUUGCGAAGAGCUCGAGGAUUUAGUUCAUUUCUCAGUGCAUGACCUGCCGACACGGGGGUAUGUCGUCAUGGAGGAGAUCCGACGUCAAGGGAAACUCUGUGACGUCACGCUCAAGGUCGGGGAUCAUAAAUUCAGCGCUCACCGGAUUGUUCUGGCAGCCUCCAUCCCAUACUUUCACGCCAUGUUCACCAACGACAUGGUGGAGUGUAAACAGGACGAGAUCCUGAUGCAGGGCAUGGACCCCAGUGCUCUGGAGGCUCUGAUAAACUUUGCGUACAGCGGCCACGUUGCGAUCGACCAGCAGAACGUUCAGUCUCUUCUGAUUGGCUCGAGUUUCCUGCAACUGCAGAAUGUUAAAGACGCCUGCUGCUCCUUCCUCCAGGAGAGGUUACAUCCGAAGAACUGUCUGGGCGUCCGUCAGUUUGCCGAGACCAUGAUGUGUACGACUCUGUACGACUCGGCUAACAGCUUCCUCCACCAGCACUUUGUGGAGGUUUCUUUAUCGGAGGAGUUUCUGGGUCUGAGGACGGAGGAGGUGCUGGAGCUCGUCGGCUGUGACGAACUCAAUGUUAAAGCAGAGGAACAGGUAUUUGAUGCGAUUCUGGCCUGGGUCCAUCACGACCGGGACCGGAGGGAGUCUCUGCUGCCAGAGCUGCUGUCGAAGAUCAGACUUCCUUUGUGUCGACCUCAGUUCCUGUCAGACCGAGUCCAGCAGGACGAACUUGUACGCUGCUGCCAUAAAUGCAGAGAUCUGGUGGAUGAAGCCAAAGAUUUCCACCUGAUGCCAGAGCGUCGUCCUCACCUUCCCCCCUUCAAAACUAGACAGAGGUGCUGCACGUCCAUCACGGGACUCAUCUAUGCCGUGGGAGGACUCAACAGCUCAGGUGACUCCUUAAAUGUGGUCGAAGUGUUCGAUCCGAUCGGGAACUUCUGGGAGCGCUGUCAGCCAACGAGGACGGCGCGUAGCAGAGUGGGCGUGGCCGUCGUUAAUGGGCUGCUGUAUGCCAUUGGUGGAUAUGAUGGCCAAUCGCGGCUGAGCACAGUGGAGGUUUACAACCCGGAGACGGACAGCUGGACACGGGUGUCGAGCAUGAACAGCCAGCGCAGCGCCAUGGGAACGGUUGUGAUUGACGGACAUAUCUACGUUUGCGGCGGCUACGAUGGAAAAUCAUCUCUGAACUCGGUGGAGUGUUACUCUCCAGAGACCGACAGGUGGACGGUGGUGACGGAGAUGAGUGCGAGUCGCAGCGCUGCAGGUGUGACUGUGUUUGACGGACGCAUCUUUGUCUCAGGGGGCCAUGACGGUUUACAGAUCUUCAACACGAUGGAGUACUACAACCACCACACCAACCGCUGGCACCCAGCAGCGGCGAUGCUGAACAAGCGUUGUCGUCAUGGGGCGGCGUCUCUGGGCAGUCACAUGUAUGUGGCGGGGGGGUACGACGGGUCGGGGUUCCUGAGCGGGGCGGAGGUGUUCAGCUCUGCCUCGGGGCAGUGGAGCCUCCUGGUGGCCAUGAACACUCGGCGCAGCAGGGUGUCUCUUGUGUCAACGUCAGGUCGUUUGUACGCUGUAGGCGGAUACGACGGACAGUCCAACCUCAGCUCCGUGGAGAUGUACAACCCCGACACCAACCGCUGGACCUUCAUGGCCCCCAUGGUCUGCCAUGAGGGGGGGGUCGGGGUAGGCUGCAUUCCCCUGCAGCCUGCCUAACCCCGCCGAUCAGAGGCUGAGGAUCGAUGCAUUACUGCCGGCUGCAGGCGGGGAGGCAGCGCCCUCAGGUGGCGAUCACUGAGCUUUAUCGGUACAACGGCCGGGCUCAGACUCGCACACUGACGCCAGGCCUGUGGGAUUAUGGGUAAAAACUGUAGAGCUAGCCCGCACAAGCUAGCCGCUAGCAUUGUGCCGUUAGCGCGUGUGGACCGAUUAAUGAUAAAUAUUGAUUUUAUACUUGAUUGAAACGACCAACCAGAACUUAUUUCCUCUCCAAACAAACAAACAAAGCUGCUGAUUUGAAACACUUUGACUGCUCUGAUCCAUUUUCUGGGACCACGUUCACUGGACUGUUUUAUUGCUAAUCUUUAAUUGAAGAGUGUAAUCCACAGACAGACAGGAAGCAGAGAUGCAGACACAUGAAGAAGAAAGACGGAAAAAAUAUUGAGGAAUGAAAUAACAUUUAAACUAAAAACCCAGAGCUGAAUUCUCCACAGAGUGAGACAUCUGCUCCUAAGCCGGUCACAGAGCAGAGUAAACUCAUGUCAGCGCCCCCAGCAGGCUGCAGAGCUUACUCCAGUCUGACCUGUGCUGGACUCAAACCCGCAGAGUCUGUCCUGAUGGUGGCAUGUCAGAAAACUUGAUGAGUAUUUAACAUCCAAAGGUUCAUACUUUGGGGAGUCAGAGAGUUUUAGUCUCGAGUCUGUGGAGCGCCAACAUCUGCGCGGCGGAAAACACAGUUGGAUAUGAUUCAGCGUGACUCCCACUUCCUGAGGAUAUCAUUAUCUCUGAUGUCCCUCCAGAAUAAAGCUCUAGAAAUCCACUUCGUAAUCAGAGGAAAAAGAGGCUGCAGAACUCCAUUCAGAAUCUUGCUGUUUUUAAGUUUCCUUCAGUAUCACAGUGAUCCAGUGACAGUUGUCUGUACACCCACGGCUAUGCUGCAAACAGGAGCUGACCACAGAUAUUUCAGCAGCUUUAAUUGAGACGUUUUGACUGAAUGGAAACAGAUAUAGGCUUAAAAACUGGGGCUCAAAGGCCCUGUUCAUACUUGGUAUUAACAUGCAUCCUGGGAGAUCCGACCACAGGUGCACGGCUCCAAGUACAGGUGACGCAUUGAGGACACCAAGUAAUAGAUCCAGACUGUAUCGUUUUGAUUUCUUCUUCUUCUUCUUCUUUUAUUUUCGGGUAGACUAGGCACAGGAAGUGCACCGCUGCCUCCCGCUGGUUAAAAACAACAACGCAUUUGGUCUCUGCAAACACAAACGAGCUACGUGUUUAUUUGCACAUAGAGCGGGAGGCGUGAUCCGAUCACAAGACGCGUGUUAAUGCCAGGUCUGAACAGGGUCUGAGAGAUCAGCAGACCUGAGCUGCAGCUACAUUACAACAAACUUGUGAUGAGCUGAGCUUUUACAGGGUCUUGUUCUCCUGAUGGUUUUAAUUUAUCUGUCUACAUGUUGGUGUUGACAUGUUCCCAUCUGUCAGGUCAGUAGAAACAUUUUGGACUGAUGAAAAAAGACGGGAUUAAAAUCACUGAGCAGAGCAGGUGACGUUACAAUCCCUCCUCCCACACACACACUCACACAGAAAUCCAGUCUGAAUAGAGCUUCAGAUAGAUGAUUAUUUAUUUCAUAAUAUCCUAAAUAAUGAUUUCACAUUGAACAAUUUGAAGCUUCACACAAUCUGUCAGUUUAAAUCUAAAACUCAGUCACAUCUGCAGGAGAGAGUUUAAUAAAACACAUUAAAUCCUCAAAAUGUUGUGUAGUGUUUAUAAACCUGCUUCUUUUCCACCAUCAGAUUUGAUUUGUUGUCAUGUUUUUAACAGCUGAGACUGGAGAGAUCCACCUCAGUAACUCAGUCAAGUCAUUAUAGUUAAUUAAUGGUCUAAAAUUAAUGCAUCAUUAGAAAUUAUUAUUAAAGUGAGUCGACCUGGAAUCUGAAAGAAAUCCUCACGAAAUCUUUUUAAUAAAUUGAUUUAACGUUUUAUUAACUUUUGUCAAACUUAAGAACAGUAAAACAUUUUUAACUUAGAAUAAAAAAUAACGUCAAAUACUGUAUGAUACUGUGUUUUCAGUAAUAAUUAGUUAUUUAGUUGCUAAAUUCAUUAAAAUUGUUACACAUUUUUUGCCACUUUAAAUCCACUGGAAACUUUCCUGAACUUUCAGCUGGAUUCGAUGGCCUUCCUCAGCAGAUGGAUUUUUCCGUUGUCAUGGAGACGGUUCAGUUUUUACUACGUGACUAGCUCCAUUUGCUGAUGAAAGACAUGAGAUGCGGCUGAAAGCGCUGAAAAAUGAAGAAUUUUUUAUUUCCAAGGUCCAGAAUAAAUCUAAAACCUCAGUGUUAUAUAUUAAAUAUGUUUUACGCAAAACUAAUCUGAUGAAUUCAUAGUACAAAAAUAAACAUACAUUUAAAGUUGAUAUAUGAUCAUUUUAGUGAAUUGUUUCAAUUUAAAGCACUGUUUUUAUUCAGUUGGUCCUCUUCAGCCUCCGAACAUUAUCAGUGAUCUUUAGUUUUAUUUUUAUUGAUUAAGUUAUGA
Messenger RNA from Xiphias gladius (swordfish), 4443 nucleotides. It is a transcript of the gene klhl18, whose product is annotated as kelch-like family member 18. The transcript is spliced from 11 exons. Gene Ontology annotation, molecular function: protein binding. The coding region runs from base 186 to 1910 and encodes 574 amino acids. NCBI's taxonomy places the organism in Eukaryota, Metazoa, Chordata, Actinopteri, Istiophoriformes, Xiphiidae. The record is from RefSeq and is a predicted model, not a curated record.